Messenger RNA from Funneliformis mosseae, 128 nucleotides. Lineage: Eukaryota; Fungi; Glomeromycota; Glomeromycetes; Glomerales; Glomeraceae. The record is from the annotation of a GenBank genome assembly.
AUGCAAAAAGGUUUAUUAAAGGAUUCUGAUACUUUCCAGUUGUGUAGCAAUCCUUCUCUUGAGAUUAAAGCAAAAGAAUUGGAAAAUGAACUGGAGAAAGUUACGCAAAAUUCAUCAUUUAAGGAUGG